AUGGGUCGAUUAUCAGAAGUAUUGGGUGCUUUACCACCACCAGCAUACGAAACAGUAGCCAAUCAUGGAAAUGGCACGGGUAAGCCAUUCAUCAAACCAAGGGGAUUAGAUGCAUCUCUAGUUCUAAUGAUCUUGAGUCAUUUAAUCGAUCCAAAACUCUCACCUGAACAACAAGCAAUAGGAUAUUCAAAUUUACAUAAAAAUGUUCGAUUCGCUUCAAAAGAUUUAUAUUUGCUAUGCAUGCAUUUAUUAAGAUCAAAAUAUAUUCAAAGGUAUAUGAAUAGGGUUCGUGCACCUUUUACAACCGAUCCUUAUCCAGCUGGACAAGCGAUUCCAUCGGCUUCUGAACCUGUGAUCGUACGUAGCAGGCUUGCUAAUCCUGAUGCAUUACAAUCACCCGCAACACGCAGAAGUGGUGAAGGAGCAGGAAGAGAGACAAGAAUAUUGGAUCUUUUCGUGGCUGCAUCUGUACGAUCAGAUGUCGAAUCUUUCGAAAGUUCACUCCUUGAAUCAACUUUAGGCGAUGACGAAGAAGGUGAAAAUGAUCUAUUUGCCUAUCAUCAACCGAAAUGUAGGAUCGAAGAUUUGGUCAUUCAAAGAGGAAGGAGGGUUGGAGUGAUUAGACCAGUUUCAUCAAGCAUCACAGUAACAGAAAAAGAUGUAAAAGCUCCACCUUCCUACACAACCAAACAACAAAAUUUCGCAUCGGGAACUCAUAAUGCUCAAGGCAAAAAAUGGAUCGAAGCAGAAGAUUUGGCGAUCGAAUUACGAAGCAAAAGUGCCAUCUUACGAUUACGCAGCGAUCAAUCCUCUUCUCGUGCACUACGUACUGUAUUCGAAGUGACGAGAGCAAGAGAGGAAAUACUGGAAACUACAGCCGAUCGUAUUGUGGCCAAGCUUGCAACUUGA
This is a messenger RNA of Meira miltonrushii, 909 nucleotides long. RefSeq lists its product as uncharacterized. The coding region runs from base 1 to 909 and encodes 302 amino acids. The transcript has a single exon. The record is from RefSeq and is a predicted model, not a curated record. Lineage: Eukaryota; Fungi; Basidiomycota; Exobasidiomycetes; Exobasidiales; Brachybasidiaceae.